GAGGCACCACAUGAUUCCACGUGUAACGAAAUUAUCAGCACUGCAAUAGAAAUAGGGGGGGAUCCUAUAUAUAGUGUAUUCCCACAUUCCUCUUUGGGUAUUGUGGCUCCUUCUAUUGCCCAAAGAAUCUGCCUGUCGUUGCUUUAGGUUAAAUCAAUCAAAUAGAAAGAGCAGUAAAAAGAAAAUAAACACACUCACCGAAAAGCAGAGAACAAAAAGAGAGAUAUGGAUGAGAAUAAAGCAUUGAAUUCCAGCAGGUUCAAAAGGGUUUGCGUCUUUUGCGGAAGCAGCUCCGGCAAGCGAAACUGCUACAGUGAUGCUGCCCUAGAACUGGGAAAAGAGCUGGUGUCCCGGAAGUUGGAUCUUGUUUAUGGCGGAGGAAGCGUCGGGUUGAUGGGUUUGGUCUCUCAGGAGGUCCACCGUGGUGGAGGACAUGUUUUAGGUAUUAUCCCCAAAACUCUGAUGAACAAAGAGAUAACAGGGGAAACAGUAGGAGAGGUCAAAGCUGUUGCGGAUAUGCACCAAAGGAAAGCUGAGAUGGCACGCCAUUCUGACUGUUUUAUCGCCUUACCAGGUGGAUAUGGAACUCUUGAAGAGUUACUAGAAGUCAUAACAUGGGCCCAGCUGGGAAUCCACGACAAGCCUGUUGGCUUGGUUAACGUGGAUGGCUACUAUAAUUAUCUGCUCAGCUUCUUAGACAAAGCCGUGGAUGAUGGCUUCAUUAAGCCCACCCAACGUAGUAUCAUUGUCUCUGCUCCAACUGCAAGAGAACUUGUCCAAAAACUUGAGUGUUUUGUUUGAAUAUAUAUAGGAGUACGUGCCAAUUCAUGAUGGAGUUGUUUCUAAGGUAAGGUGGGAGGCUGAACAAUUGGAGCUCAACUCAUCUUUGCAAACUGAAAUUGCUCGUUAAUUAAAGGACGACAAAGGUCUCUCUUUCAAUUUUUUUUUUAAUUAUUAUUUACGAUUUAGUGAAUCUGCAAAUGUAAGUAAGCAUUUAGGUAGGGUUUAUAUCCUUUCAAAUUUUGCUUCUACUGUAUUACUCUCAGGGAUAGAAAGGAGAAAAAUCCAUGGGAUGAAUAAUAAAUUAAUCAAAAUUCCUUGCGCUGGUCCAUGGCUAUUGGUAAUUUUCAUUCAUUGCCAUUUGCUGCUUCCUUUGUAAAAGUUGCCAGGAAAUGAACACCAAGGAAAAACCAAAAAAUAAUUGAAUUAUUGAAAAACAGCUUUUUUA
This is a messenger RNA of Gossypium raimondii (Peruvian cotton), 1228 nucleotides long. RefSeq names its product cytokinin riboside 5'-monophosphate phosphoribohydrolase LOG5. Gene Ontology annotation, biological process: cytokinin biosynthetic process. Gene Ontology annotation, molecular function: hydrolase activity, hydrolyzing N-glycosyl compounds. Gene Ontology annotation, cellular component: nucleus; cytosol. NCBI's taxonomy places the organism in Eukaryota, Viridiplantae, Streptophyta, Magnoliopsida, Malvales, Malvaceae. Bases 226 to 801 code for a protein of 191 amino acids. The record is from RefSeq and is a predicted model, not a curated record. The transcript has 7 exons.